Pogoniulus pusillus (Red-fronted tinkerbird) is the source of this 1299-nucleotide messenger RNA. RefSeq names its product cAMP-dependent protein kinase inhibitor gamma (gene PKIG). The record is from RefSeq and is a predicted model, not a curated record. NCBI's taxonomy places the organism in Eukaryota, Metazoa, Chordata, Aves, Piciformes, Lybiidae. Gene Ontology annotation, molecular function: cAMP-dependent protein kinase inhibitor activity. Gene Ontology annotation, biological process: negative regulation of cAMP-dependent protein kinase activity. Gene Ontology annotation, cellular component: nucleus; cytoplasm. The coding region runs from base 252 to 482 and encodes 76 amino acids. The transcript is spliced from 3 exons.
UUGACAUCAUCGGGAUGAGCAUUGGAUUACAGCAGGCAGGGACGGACUCGGCGGGGAGGAGAACACGCCCCUCGGCCCCAGAAGGGCAACUUCAUUUAGCAGCUCCCAGCGCAAGGAAACUGCAAGUCUGAAAGUGGCAGCGGCUCCGCGCCCGGCUGCCGGCCACACGGGGCAGAGACGCGGCCCCGGGCAGGGGAUUCGAGAGGCAGCGGGAGCCGAGGCGGCUCGCCUGGCAGGUGUGUGGAGAUGCAAUGGAGGUCGAGUCCAGCACCUACACAGACUUCAUCUCCUGCGACCGAGCGGGCCGGAGGAACGCGGUGCACGACAUCCAGCCAGACGCCAGCGCCGUCAGCAUGCGCCAGCUGACCCAGGGGCUGGGGGACCUCGCCGUGGGGGCAGCAGACAACCAAAGAGAUGCCACUUCUUCUGAGAAGGACCCUGGAGCAAGACCAAAGGGGCAGGAGAAGAGCCCCUCCCCAUGAGGGUGCCCAGGAGGUGGGGUGGGCAGGAGGAGGGCCUUGCUGGCAGCAUCAGACAAGAAUCUCUUAUUGAACCUGUGGACAAAUGCCAACCUAGAACAGCAAAUGCCUCUGCUGCAACUUCUGUUCAGAGAGCCACAGGAUGCUGUGCAAGGACUGGCACCACCAAAAGACCUCUGCUGCCAUCCCUAAGGGUUCAGGGCAGCACUGCUGUGGCUCUGCUGCGAGCAUUCUCAAGAUGCCUUAGCUGCAGCUUUCCCCUCGGGGAAGGAACAGUUUCAAGUAAUAACAGACACAUCAGGCUCCUGCCCAAGGCACCUUCUCCUCUGCAGAUCCAAACUUAUUUAUUCUGUUUCUACAGAUUACAAAUUUAGAUUCUUGGGGUUUUAAGCCUCACCCCCAUCUGCAUCUGAGGACUGGCCUGGCCUCUGGACUGUCUGUACAGCCCCUUGUCAGGGUGGGCAGAAGGGAAGGGACCUGGCCAGCCCUGCUGCCUUCAUGUCAAGCACCACUCAGUGUACUGCUGCCACUUAGCAUCAGGAAAGGACCAAAGCACAGCUCCGUGUGGAUGAGUUCCACCUGCAGCCCCAGCCCCAGGCAGCAGUUUCUUUGGGUUUUAGCAUUUUAAGAUCUUCUUAAAGGGAGAGGAGAAACAUUUUGCUGAUUUGACUGUUGAAAUUCAGGCUUAGCUCUGCAAGCUGUUAGCUGAGAUGAUCUCUGGUAGCAUCUCACACCGUUUUCCCUUUCAGCAGACAUGUUUUGUCUUAAAGAUGGUUUGAUAGAACUGCAUAAGCUGUUGGAAUAAACAAGCAGUCCUGGA